Ceratina calcarata is the source of this 2342-nucleotide messenger RNA. RefSeq names its product facilitated trehalose transporter Tret1. Gene Ontology annotation, cellular component: membrane. The record is from RefSeq and is a predicted model, not a curated record. The transcript is spliced from 2 exons. Bases 671 to 2098 code for a protein of 475 amino acids. Gene Ontology annotation, biological process: carbohydrate transport; transmembrane transport. Gene Ontology annotation, molecular function: sugar transmembrane transporter activity. Lineage: Eukaryota; Metazoa; Arthropoda; Insecta; Hymenoptera; Apidae.
GUUCUAGUGACUGUUAUACAAAAGUGUUUUAUCAAGCUAAAUGUUAUUCAUUAUAAAAAUUUUCUUUAUAUAAUAAAGCAAUAAACUCGUGCCUGCAGCAUCAUACAUUUAAGUCAACAGAAAGAUUAUUGGCCACUGAACAAAAAUGGAUUUAAUAAAAAUCAAAAGAAGAUAUCGACCACCGCGAAAGGAAAAGUGAGAAUGAAAUCAUCAAAUUACGAGAAUUAUCUCUGACCAAUGUAUAUAUGCAAUAAACAGCCACGUCAAUGAACGACAAGAUUAAUCUUGGCUUAGCAAUAUCGUUGAUAUGAAACACUUGCAAGGCAAUAACCAUCGAUAACUCACGAAAGUACUGCACUUCCAAAAGUACAACCGGUCAUGAAGCACGUAACUUUUAAACGGUCAAUGAAUUUUCGAAAUUGUCUCGACUUCACGCCGUGAUUAAUUAUUUAAUUAAAAUACAGUGAGUUGAAGUGUUGACAUAAUACAAGUUCGAUAAUAAAGAAUAUAUUAUUUUGAAGCAAAUAAUAUAAAAUAACGUUAACAAUAUAAUGAAGAGAAACCUAACAUUUUACUAAAGUAAAAUUUUCUGAAUUGUGACGCAGGAAGCAAAUAUUUACGAUAUAAACUGAUUCAAGAGCUACAGAAAGAUACCGAAGAAAUUUUAAAAAUGCCUGAGCAGCAUCUUGGAAUAUCGCAACAGACUUUAGUUUCUAAUAAUGGGGAUCAAGCUUUAUCAGCUAAGAAAUGGCCUCAGUAUACAGCCAGUCUAGCAUCAACGCUCGGAGCACUAGCAGCUGGAAUGGUAUUAGCGUGGUCUUCUUCUGCUGGUGACAAAGGGAUAGAGCUGCAAAAAGUGUAUGGCGUACCAGUUUCUGAAGAAGAGUUCUCGUGGAUUGGUUCGAUAAGUACAUUAGGCGCAGGAGCGAUAUGUAUUCCCAUAGGAAUUCUCGCUGAUUUUAUAGGAAGAAAGACUUCCAUGUUGUUAAUGGUGGUAUUCUUCAGUGUGGGUUGGCUCCUUAUUAUCUUUGCUGAUUCUGUGGCAAUGUUUUGCAUCGGUAGAUUCAUUACUGGCCUCAGUAGUGGAGCAUUCUGCGUUGCAGCACCAAUGUACGCAGCAGAGAUAGCUGAAAAGGAAAUACGUGGAACUCUCGGAGCCUUUUUUCAAUUGCUUUUGACCGUGGGCAUCCUUUUAUCAUAUAUUCUGGGAAAUUACGUUGAUAUACGAGAACUGUCGAUCAUAUCUGCUGUUGUACCACUUAUCUUUUUCGCGAUAUUUGUAUUUAUGCCGGAGUCACCGAUUUAUUAUUUAAAGAAAGGCGACGAGGAUUCUGCUAGAAAGAGCUUAAUUAGAUUACGUGGCGCUCAUUACGACGCGGACGGUGAAUUACAAGCCCACAAAAAUGCGAUGGAAGAAGAUAGUAAAAAUAUGGCUCCAUUCUGGACCGUAGCCAAAUCCCGAGCAACUAUUAAAGCUUUUAUAAUAGCUUACGGCCUUAUGCUCUUCCAACAACUCAGCGGUGUCAAUGCUGUUAUAUUCUACACUAGCAGCAUUUUUGGAAAAGCUGGGAGCUCAUUAAGCUCUGGUUCUUCUACUAUGAUAGUAGGUGCGAUGCAAGUAGUAGCUGCGUUCGUCAGCUCGUUAGUCGUAGAUCGUGCAGGCCGGAAAAUAUUAUUGUUGGUAUCUAUAAUUUUUAUGUGCUUGUCAUCUUGCACGCUUGGAGUUUAUUUCUAUCUUGAUGAUCAUGCAGAACGCGCAACUGUUGAUUCGAUCACAUGGUUGCCUUUAGUAUCUGUAUGCGUUUUUAUUAUAAUGUUUAAUAUGGGUUUCGGACCAGUCCCAUGGACGAUGGUCGGUGAACUCUUUGCACCAGAAGUAAAGAGUGUGGUUGCAGGCAGUGCUUGCCUUUUUAACUGGUUACUAGCUUUUAUUGUGACUAAAUUUUUUAGCAAUCUCUCAACUGGAAUGGGCCUUGGUCCUACGUUUUGGCUAUUUUCUGGAAUCUGUCUUAUUGGAUGUGCGUUUGUAGGCAUAUUAGUUCCAGAAACGAAAGGAAAAUCUUUGGAACAAAUCCAAAGAGAAUUAAAUGGCUUAUAAUUUCUGUUAUUAAAUGUACGCUAUCAAAAUUUGUAAGAAAACUUAAGGAUGAGUGAGACAGAAUAGAUUUACGUGUACAGAAUUAUUAUUUUGUCAAAUAGUAUUAGUACUUUGCACAUUUCUUCUUCUAACAUUUACAUCAUUUAUCAUUUAAUUGUACAAUAGCAUCAUAAAUCAAAUGAAAUUACAUAAAAGUGUAGAUAAAGACGAACUGAAUAAACGGUAUUCUUUUUAUAAACGUUAA